AUGGAAAAGACUGAUAUAGAAUAUUUGAAUAUUCCCAAAAAAACUAAAAAGAAGUUAUAUGCUAAGAAUUUAAAUACAAUUGAAAAGUUAAGUACAAAUUACUUAGAAAAUGCCUCUGAGAUCAAUUUAAUACAAGAAGAAAUAUUUAAAUAUCACUUAAGUGAAUUAGGUAUAAAAGAAGAAAAUGAAGAGGAAACACAUGUAAUCGUCAAUUCUUUAAUACUUUCUAGUAAUGUUUAUUCAUUUAGUGAUGAAGAAAAUUAUAAUAUCAAUAACAGUACUUCUGAUUAUUCAAAAGAAGGUUAUUUUUCUUCUUCAUCACAUUUCUUAUCUUCUGAAUCAAGCAUUGACUAUGAUUUGAUAAACAAAAGAAAAAAUAAUUUAACUAAAAGCACUUCCUAUAAUAACAUAGGUUUAAUAAUUAAAAGUAAAAAGAAUAUUAACAAAAAUGAAAAUAUUUACAAAGAUGAAUUAGGAAGAACUUUUUUAUUGUAUUCAAAUUUUAUGAAAAAUAAUUUAAAAAAUCAUAAAAUGUAUAAAACAGAAAACGCUUCAUUAAAUAACUUAUUAAGAGGAGGUAUAGAAAGUUCUAAAGUAUAUUUUUUUUACGGGAAUAAAUUAAAAAUAAAUCAAAUUGUUAUAGUGAAUUUAUUAUAUGAUAUCAUUAUUAAUAGUAAUAACAAUUCUAGUGUUGUAUAUAUAUAUUUUAGCUAUAUUAAUGAUAUAACAAUUAUUCAUAAUAUUAUAAUGGAAAAAAUAAAAAAUCAAAAGAAAGAUAUCUUAUUAAGUGAUAUUCUUCGUAACUUUUACGUAUUUCGGGUUCAAAAUUUAAACGAACUUAUUUCCUUUUUAUUACAUAUUAAAAAUGUUUUUUUAAAGAACAAAGAUUCUAAAAAUAAUUUCAAAAAUGAAUUUAAUAAUUUAAUUUCAAUAGGAAUAUUUAAUUUUACCGAUUUAAUAAAAAAUUUAAACAUUAUUAAUCCCUGUUCUUACUUUUAUUUAGUUCGUGAACUAAAAAUCCUUUCAAUUAUUUUAAAUAUAUCUAUAUUAAUUUUUGAUAACGCGAAAAAUGAAUCAUUUGAUAUCACUACUAACAAAAUAAAUUAUAAAGAACAAAAGAUAGAAGAACAUAAAAAAUUAGAAAAAGAAUUCAAAGAAACAAACAUGAAUACAAAAAAAAAUGUAUCUACAGCUUUUAGUAAUAAAAUUGAAUAUAGCAAUACUAAUGAAGAAAACUUAUUUAGUUUUAAUGAAGAUAAAGAAAAUGAUUUAAGAAAAAAAAAAAAUAAAAUAAACAAUAAUAAAUAUGAAAUGAAAAGUUGUAAUAAUAUAGAAAACAGUACCAGUAGUGAAGUCCUGAGUGAAAAUGAUUCAUAUGAAGAAAGUCAAUAUAAGCAUUAUAGUGAAAAUACAUAUAAUUCUGAGAAUAUAUGUAUUAAUAAUAUAAUAAAUAGAAAUGCUAAUAAUGACUACAAAAUAAUAAAUAAUGAAAAAGAUACAUUAUGCAAUAUAAAGGAAAAUAUCAAAAAGCCGCUUAUCCCAUAUUCCAUUUAUAAUUCUUUUGAUUAUAUUAUAGAAAUAGAAUUAAUUAAUAAAAUUAAAAAUAAAAAAGUUGUAAGAUUUACAUUGCUUAGAUCUCAAAAUAACAUAAAAUAUUUUUACUCCCAUUCUUAUAUAAGAAAUUACUUGCUAUUUGACUUUAUGUAG
This is a messenger RNA of Plasmodium relictum, 1707 nucleotides long. RefSeq names its product conserved Plasmodium protein, unknown function. Lineage: Eukaryota; Apicomplexa; Aconoidasida; Haemosporida; Plasmodiidae. Bases 1 to 1707 code for a protein of 568 amino acids. The record is from RefSeq and is a predicted model, not a curated record. The transcript is spliced from 3 exons.